This is a messenger RNA of Microthlaspi erraticum, 480 nucleotides long. The record is from the annotation of a GenBank genome assembly. Lineage: Eukaryota; Viridiplantae; Streptophyta; Magnoliopsida; Brassicales; Brassicaceae.
AUGGUGUCCGAGAAGGAAGACGGGGAGACAAGCUGCGAAUCCCCAUCCACUCUCAAUGAAGCUAUGCUUGAGCAGAUCAAGAAGAUGAUGUUUGAUGAGCUUGAUCGGAGAGAUCAGGUCAAGGAGGGCAAACGGAAGGAGUCUAAGGAUCCAAUACACAUCUCGGACGAGGAAAGAAGAAAUGAUCCCAUGACAUCCAAGGGGCUUGCCGAUGAGCAGGCUAAGACCUAUUACGGAACCGGUCACUCGUCCCAAUCCAGCCGUCGUUCUAGAAGACCUCGAGACGAACCAGACCGUAUGAUGGAGAAUUUGGGAGGCUACAAGAUGAAGAUCCCACCGUUCCAUGGCCGGAACAGUCCAGACGAGUACAUGGACUGGGAGAAGAAGUAUGAGUUUAAUUUUAACUUACACAACAUCGCUGGCGCCAAUCGAGUCAAGUUGGCCGUGUUUGAGUUCAAUGAUUACGCCCUAAGGUGGUAG